CCCAACCCUCUCCAUCUUAGUCAUCGAAAGCGGCCAGAACAACUACGGGUUGCCAGAGGUCGUCCAUCCGGGCUUCUGGUUUGGCCAUCUAAUCCCGGGUAACAAGCAUACCACAUUUUUCCAGGGACCGAAGUCCAAGCAUAUAGCUGGUCGCCAGGCCUCUCUUCCAACUGGCCAUGUUCUCGGCGGAGGGUCAUCUAUCAAUAUGGCAUUAUAUAGCCGUGCGCAGCGAUCCGACUACAACUCAUGGGGUAUCCCGGGAUGGUCGGCCGAUGAUUUGCUGCCGUACAUGAAAAAGUUCGAGACAUACCGUGGUCCAGGCCCGAGAGAUCGGCACGGAUACGACGGCCCUAUAGAGGUAUCCGGUACCAGGUUUAGGAGCUCUAGACUCGAAAAUGAUUUCAUCAAUGCUCUUGGCGAGUUGGGGUGGCCUGAGAUUGAGGAUAUAAACACUCUUGACCAUGUCAACGGAGUAAUGAGGGCCUUACGCUAUGUUAACCCCGACGGUCGGCGACAAGACACAGCCCAUAAGUAUCUACAUCCAAGACUCCAGGAUGGUAGCCACCCGAACCUACACGUACUUGUCGAAUCUCAGGUCGAGCGUGUCCUAUUCGAUGACCGGAAGGCGACUGGGGUAGCUUACAGGCCUAAUCCCACUUUCCAGCCUCCUGAAGAUCCAUCACAAGAUAACAUGCGAGUACUCAAAGCGCGGAAGUUGGUUAUUCUUUCUGCUGGUCCCUUCGGGACUCCUAUGGUACUAGAGAGAUCUGGAGUAGGAGACCCGCAGAUUUUGGAGCGUGCUGGAGUACCAAUCGUAGCCAGCGUUCCUGGAGUUGGCCAUGACUAUGAAGAUCAUUUUUCAAUGAUGUACGGAUACGAGUCGACUCUCAGGCCCGAGGAAACCUUGGAGGGGAUAAUCUCCGGUCGCCUCAAUGCUGAAGAACUGAUCAGAGAUGAUGCGAAGGUUUUAGGCUGGAAUUCAGUUGAUUGUCAAGCUAAGCUUCGGCCAACAGAUGCUGACGUCGCGAGUCUUGGCCCUGAAUAUCAAGAGACUUGGGAUAGGGAAUUCAGAAACUUCCCAGACAAACCACUGAUGAUGAUGUCUCCGGUAGCAGGGUUUCCUGUCGAUCCAACGAGUGACCCACCCAAACAAAUAUGUACCCUUGUCACUUUCAUUCUGUACCCCUUUUCACGUGGUCAUCUCCAUAUCUCAGGUCCCAAAAUUGACGAUGCUCCGGACUUUGAUCCCGGUGCCCUUUCAGACCCUCAGGCUUUCGAUCUGAAGAGCCAUAUCUGGAUGUACAAGAAGCAUCGAGAAAUCGCGCACCGCAUGAGUAUCACUGGCGACGAGUUGACUGGUAUGCACCCUGUCUUCCCCGCAAACUCCAAAGCCAGUAAAAGCGCCACGGGGAAGUUCGAGUAUACGGCAGAGGAUGAGAAAAUCAUUGAAGACUGGAUACGAGGGCAUUUGGAUUCUACCUGGCACCCAAUUGGAACUUGUAAGAUGGCGCCACGGGAGAAGCUUGGUGUUGUGGACCCGGCAUUAAAUGUUUACGGCGUUCAGGGGCUCAAGAUCGCUGAUAUGAGUAUCCCCACUGCUAACAUUGGCGCAAACCUGGCCAACACGGCCAUGACCAUUGGUGAAAAGGCGGCGGAUAUCUUCAUCAAGGAAUUGGGUAUUGGCAAGUAGAAUGAGUAUCUAUCUACCCCUAGCUAUCUAGCUAGUAGGCAGGCAGUGAGUAUAGGUUACACCUAUUCAAAUAUUAAGUACGGUGAUUGAAUUAUUAAAAAGGCAAACUCCAUCGGCAUAAGAUUAAAAGAUAAUUAAGUAAAGU
Annulohypoxylon truncatum is the source of this 1835-nucleotide messenger RNA. RefSeq names its product putative alcohol oxidase. The record is from RefSeq and is a predicted model, not a curated record. NCBI's taxonomy places the organism in Eukaryota, Fungi, Ascomycota, Sordariomycetes, Xylariales, Hypoxylaceae. Bases 206 to 1690 code for a protein of 494 amino acids. Gene Ontology annotation, molecular function: flavin adenine dinucleotide binding; oxidoreductase activity, acting on CH-OH group of donors. The transcript is spliced from 3 exons.